UCCGUAUAGGACUACCCCACACAUUCUUUCAAAUUAGAAUUUGUUCUGAAAAGCAUGCACCGUUUUUUCUUUUGAAACAAUGUUGACAAAUAAAGUUAGUCAACUUUUGGAACACAUGCAGCUCAUUGGCAGUAAUCUUACAUGAUGCCUUAUUCCCGCGGUAAAAUUUUCCAGACAACCCUCCACUUUUAACCAUUAAUGACUUGUGAUAUGUGACAGAUUUAUUAAAAUUAGUGAGGACGGGUACAACGACAUUUUUAAAAUGGAUUAUGUGUCCGAAAUAGAAUUAGAGGGCGACACGGAUAUCGAGAUGGGUAUGAUAGAGGACGUCGUCUAUUCUCAGGAGUUUUUGCCAACCUUUGAGACUAUACCUGAGGGGGCAUCAGUGCCCAAAGUGGAGAAGGCUGAGUUCAACGGCAAAUCUGACUCUCUGUUCUUCAAUGAUGGGGUUAGACGGAUCGACUUUGUCUUAGUCUAUGAAGAUGAGGACAUGAAGGAGAUCGACAAGAAUAGAACGUUCCAGAAACGUAAACAACGGAGAGAGUACUUUGAGGCCAGCUUGAUGAAGAUGGGGAUGGAACUAGAGGCUGCCAGAUCUGUGGUGGAUGAGAAGCUGUUGUUCGUCAAGGUGCACAUGCCCUGGGACGUGCUAUGUACCUACGCCGAGGUCCUCCACAUCAAGCUGCCCAUUCAGCCCAAUGAUCUGUCCACCACGUCCUCACCCUUCAACUUCCUCAGCUGCAUCACCAGACACUUCUACCCCAGCGAGGACCUCAUAGCCAAGGAGACGGAGUACUUCACUGCCCCGUUCGAGAAGGACAGGCUGGAGUACUUCUACGUGAAGGACCGGGACCUCUUCUUCACGCCGUCCAUGAGGAGUAGAAUGGCCUACUACAUCCUCAGCCGAGCCCCCUAUGAGGUGCGAGGGAACAUGAAGAAGUUUGGUGUCACCAAGCUGCUCGAUGGGGGGGUGUACAAGGCUGCUUAUCCCCUGCAUGAUUGCAGAUUCAACGUCAGGUCGAAGGAAGAUGAGUGCCCCAAUGAGAGAUACCUCCUGUAUAACGAGUGGGCUCACCCUAAAAGUUUCUAUAAGAUGCAGCCACUUGAUCUCAUAAGAAAGUAUUAUGGGGAGAAGAUUGGAAUUUACUUUGCUUGGCUGGGCUUCUAUACAGCCAUGCUGGCCCUCGCUGCCAUUGUUGGACUUGGCUGUUUCAUUUAUGGGUACACGACUCAAGAAACAAGCACCUGGAGCAAAGAGGUGUGCGACCCUUUGAUUGGAGGAAAUAUUGUGAUGUGUCCGCAGUGUGAUAAGGAGUGCACAUACUGGAGGCUCAACAGCACCUGUGAAUCUUCUAAAAAACUGUGCAUAUUUGAUAACUAUGGGACGCUGGUGUUUGCUGUCUUUAUGGCCAUUUGGGUGACCGUGUUUCUGGAGUUCUGGAAGCGCUACCAGGCAGAGCUGGAGUAUGAGUGGGACACCGUGGAGUUCCUGGAGCAGGAGGAGCAACCUCGUCCCGAGUAUGAGGCCAAGUGUAACCACGAGAGAAUCAACCCUGUCACACGGGCAAAAGAGAAAGUACCUUAUACAGCCUGUGGACGGUGUAUAAGAGUGUCUUUAGGAAUCGGGACCGUCUUAUUCUGGAUUGUGUUGAUCCUAGCGUCAGUGGUGGCCAUCAUCGUAUACCGACUGGCAGUGUUCUUCUCAUUUUCGACGAGACUCCAGUCUGACCUAAAGGAGCUCGAACCGUUUAAGGAGUAUGUGACCGCCCAAAUGGCCACCUCCGUCACUGCUUCUGUCAUCAGCUUCGUAGUAAUCAUGGUACUCAACAUCCUGUAUGAGAGGGUUGCCAUCUGGAUCACUGACUUCGAGCUACCAAGGACCAAGACGGAUUAUGAGAACAGUCUGACUCUGAAGAUGUUCCUGUUCCAGUUUGUCAACUACUACUCCUCCUGCUUCUACAUUGCCUUUGCCAAAGGGAAAGUGGUUGGUUACCCUGGGCAACCUGUUUACCUGCUGGGCAAGUACAGGAAUGAGGAGUGUGAUCCAGGAGGAUGUCUGAUUGAGUUGACAACCCAGCUCACUGUCAUCAUGGGCGGUAAAGCCAUCUGGAAUAACAUUCAGGAGGUGUUGCUGCCGUGGAUGAAGAAUUUGAUAUUCCGCUACUGCACACGUGUGGGGUCUGAAAAGGUGAUUCCUCGCUGGGAGCAGGACUAUCAGCUGCAGCCCAUUGGGAAGCUGGGCCUCUUCUAUGAAUACCUGGAGAUGGUGAUCCAGUUUGGUUUUGUGACUCUGUUCGUGGCCUCCUUCCCCCUGGCUCCUGUCCUGGCUCUGGUCAAUAACCUCUUUGAGAUCCGGGUGGACGCCUGGAAGAUCAUCACCCAGUUCCGCCGCAUGGUUCCAGAAAAGGCCCAAGACAUCGGGGCGUGGCAACCCAUUCUCCAAGGUGUCGCCAUCUUGGCUGUGGCAUCAAAUGCCAUGAUCAUUGCCUUCACAUCAGACAUGAUCCCACGAUUGGUUUACUACUGGUCUUUCUCUGUGUAUCCCUAUGGAGACCAUUCCAGUCACACCAUGCAGGGCUACAUCAACAACACCCUCUCUGUGUUCGACAUCCAGGACUUCUCCAACCAGAGCCGGCCCUUGCAAACACCUUACUGGUUCAAUAACAGCACCACCUGCAGAUAUCGAGAUUUCAGAUAUCCACCAGGACACCACAGACAAUAUGAAUACAGUAUCUACUACUGGCAUGUGAUAGCUGCCAAGAUGGCUUUCAUAAUAGUUGUAGAGCACAUUGUAUACCUGACCAAGUUCGUUCUGUCCUACGUGAUCCCGGACGUGCCUUACACAGUGAGGGAACAGAUCAAACGAGAGAAGUACUUGAGCCAGGUCAUCCUUCACGAGACCAACCUCAAACUGGUGACCAAACGCUUAAAGCCUGUCGCUGAUAAGAUACUUAAACACAAUGAGGACAAGGAGGAGGAGAUUAUGGACCUUUACUUUUAAUCUCCGAAACUUUGUCAGAGAAGAGAGAGUCCUGCCUUUGUCAGGACCUACAAUAUUUACAAGUAUUGUGAGCAGCUAAAGAUGUAUUCAAUACAUGUUUUAAUAACUUUAAUUAAUAUGAAUUAAUAUUAUUAGUAGCUUAAUAGCUUGGUGGGACUACGAUCAACCAAACCAGCCAUGAAGCUCAGCUCUGUUGCUCAGAUCUCUGGAUCAAUUGCAUAUUUAGCACUUUUAUGUCACUGAUUGUUACAUGUACACUGUUACAUUUAAUGUGUCUUGUAUUGACAAAAUUAGGAUUCAAUGCCAUAUGUUCGACUGUACGGUAAAUAUGGAAGAUUAUGAAUGACAACAAUACUUUUCUUCUUUAAACAAAACAUACAGAUUUUUAUACAAUUUGUGAGCUAGGACUAUCCAAACAUUUCUAAUACUCAAGGUGUGCUGGAUUUAGUCAGGAAUAAUUCCAAAAGCUCAAAUUGCGUUGACCAGGCAAGCCAUCAAGUAAGGAAGCUCGUUCCCGCCACCCAAGAAAAAAUAUCUGACUACAAGUUAUGAGAUUGAAUGUCUGGAUCGUGGACAUUGAAUAGUCCUGCAGGUCGACCCCUUUCAAAGGGGAAAUCUGGGAUUCACACAAUAACAAAGCUUCUCCCACCACAGCUGAGGAAUGGGGCAGGAGAAAUGUAACCAAUCUCAAAUACAUAGAAACAAGGACUCACAUAUGGAUGCAGGACUGACCAUCCAUCAGAUACAAAUUAUAUUUUGAACCAUGUGUUGAAGCUAUACCGUGUUUUAUUUUUACAAUUACAUUGUUUACACACAAGAGAGUAAAACAAGCUUAUAUUUUGUGUUCUGAUUGAGUAAGACCGUUACUCAUCUCUAAGUUACAUUAUUGAAGAAUCAGUGGCUUUACACUGAGUGUACAAAACAUAUUUCCAUGACAUAGACUGACCAGGUGAAUCCAGGUAAAAGCUAUGAUUCCUUAUUGAUCUUACUUGUAAAACCCACUUCGAUCAGUGUAGAUGAAGGGGAAGAGACAGGUUAAAGAAGGGUUUUUAUGGAGUCAUGGAUUGUGUAUGUGUGCCAUUCAGAGGGUUGAAAGGGCAAGACAAAAGAUUAAAGUGCCUUUGAAUGGAGUAUGGUAGUAGGUGCCAGGCGCAUUGGUUUGAGUGUCAAGAGCUUCAACGCUACUGGGUUUUUCACGCUCAAUAGUUUCCCGUGUGUAUCAUGAAUGGUCCACCCCCCAAAGGACAUCCAGCCAACUUGACACAACUGUGGAAAGCAUCGAAGUCAACAUGGGCCAGCAUCCCUGUGGAACGCUUUCGACACCUUGUAGAGUCCAUGACCCAACAAAUUGAGGCUGUUCUGGGGGCAAAAGGGAGUGCAACUCAAUAUUAGGAAGGUGUUCCUAAUGUUUGUACAUAUUAAUUAAAUCUGAUGUCAACCAGAUGUCAUCAAACAGGCACCAACUUACAUCAACAAAACUCUUCAAUACGUUAAUAUUGAACAAUAUCACCACAAUCUCUCUAUCUUAUCAAUGUGUGAUUGACUAUAAGAUAUGCAUAAGGUUAUCCUUAGUUGAGGAGGGCCUGAUGCAAAGUGCACAUUGGAUUUAUGUGAUACAGAUCGCCUGAACUUAUCUCAUAAUGACUUACUAUCAUGUAAUUAUGUCUUUCUAUCUCAUAACUCGUAGUCAGAUGUUAUUUUUGGGUGGCGGGAACGAGCUUCCAUACAUACUCAUGGUCACCUCAAGUAUUUACAGUACCAUUUUUGACCUAUGUAUUGGAUUUUAAGCAUUUUGAUAGAAGUCUAUCGCUUGAAUCAAUAUAUGUUGCUGUAUUAUAUUGUGAUUUUUUUAAACCAAAUGUAUAUAUGAAAUAAGAAUCUGCCCCUGUGUACAAUAUUUGUCUUUCAAGUAUUUUGUCAAGUGUAUUGUAAUUUGUAUGUUAUCCCAAAUAAAAUCAAAAUUCUUUGUUUUUUAUAUAGAACCGUGAUUAUGUUUGUCGACAUUUCAAAGUUCAGGUCAGAUACAGUUCAUCUUCCAAAUAAACUGCACAUGUUCUCAUACUUGAAA
Oncorhynchus keta (chum salmon) is the source of this 5069-nucleotide messenger RNA. RefSeq names its product anoctamin-6. Gene Ontology annotation, molecular function: protein dimerization activity; chloride channel activity. NCBI's taxonomy places the organism in Eukaryota, Metazoa, Chordata, Actinopteri, Salmoniformes, Salmonidae. Gene Ontology annotation, cellular component: plasma membrane. The record is from RefSeq and is a predicted model, not a curated record. Bases 263 to 3001 code for a protein of 912 amino acids. Gene Ontology annotation, biological process: calcium activated phosphatidylcholine scrambling; calcium activated phosphatidylserine scrambling; chloride transmembrane transport. The transcript is spliced from 20 exons.